This is a messenger RNA of Bombina bombina (fire-bellied toad), 4956 nucleotides long. It is a transcript of the gene TRIM32, whose product is annotated as tripartite motif containing 32. The coding region runs from base 76 to 2022 and encodes 648 amino acids. Gene Ontology annotation, molecular function: protein binding; zinc ion binding. Lineage: Eukaryota; Metazoa; Chordata; Amphibia; Anura; Bombinatoridae. The record is from RefSeq and is a predicted model, not a curated record. The transcript is spliced from 2 exons.
GGAGGUUGGCGGAAUCACCGUCACUGAACGACCCUCUACCCGUCCCGGUGUCGGGUGCGGCAGUGACAGGAAAACAUGGCAGUACUUCAAUCUCUGAACAUGGAUGCCUUGCGGGAGGUUCUAGAGUGUCCCAUAUGCAUGGAGACCUACACAGAGGAGCUGCAGAGACCGAAGCUAUUGCACUGUGGCCAUACAACCUGCAAGCAGUGCCUUGAGAAACUCUUGGCCAACACUAUCAAUGGCAUACGUUGCCCAUUCUGUAGUAGGGUCACUCGUAUCACCAACCUCACACAGCUGGCUGAUAACCUGACUGUCUUAAAAAUAAUUGACACAGCAGAACUUGGACAGACUGUCAGUGGGCUGAUGUGCAAGAUGUGUAGCCGGAGGCUACCAAGGUACUUCUGCCUAAGCUGUUCUCAGGUGUUGUGUGAGGCCUGUAGAGAGGCAAACCAUACGUUGCCAGAUCACCAUGUUCUUCCGUUGCGUGAGGCUGCCGAGGAGCGCAGACGAACUCUGGAGGGGAGGCUUGUAUGUCUCAGACAAAGGAUGCAGGACUUGCAGAAAAGAAAAGCUUCCUUAGAAAGUGUUUCUGCUCAGAUAAAAGCAAAGUACAAAUCUGUCCUCCAAGAUUACAGUAAAGAGGAGGGUCGGAUACAGGAGGAACUUGUGCGCUCUCGCAAGAUUUUUACUUCUUCUCUGGCAGAGAUUGAAAGGUUAAACAAUCAGAUAUUGGAUGAGCAAGCUUACCUAUUAAACAUUACUGAGGUGCAGGUGGUUUCUAGGUGUGACUUCCUUCUGUUAAAGAUAAAACAGUCGGAUACUGCUCUUCUGGAAGAGUCUCUGGAGGAAGAGGAACCUGAGCUUGCAACAGACAUGCCUCCAGAGCUCACAUUGCAGGAUGUGGAGUUCCUCAAAAUUGGACAUGUUGAUCCUUUACAAGUGGGUGAAGUAGUCAAGAAGCCAUAUGUUAUCAGUGUACAAGACCCUCUCCCUGAAGCAUGUGCCUUUCCACUGGUUACAUGUAAUGAGAUGGAAACACAGCCAGAAGAAGUCAGCUGUGUUCCAUCAUGUCCCUUUCCUCCUCUUACCCGGCUGCCUGAGGCAACAUGCAGUGUUCAGCAGUGUCAGUUCCUCAGGAAGAUGGGCUCCAAGGGCAAUAUGCCAGGCAUGUUUAACCUACCAGUCAGUCUGCAUGUUACGGCACUGGGAGAAGUACUUGUAGCCGACAGGGGUAACUUUAGAAUCCAGGUAUUUAACAGAAAGGGUUUUCUGAGGGAGAUUAGGCGAAGCCCAACUGGUAUUGAUACAUUUGUGCUCAGUUUCCUCGGAGCUGACCUGCCCAAUCUUAUUCCACUUUCAGUAACCAUGAAUUGCCAUGGAUUGAUAGGAGUGACUGAUAACUAUGAUAACUCUGUCAAAGUCUAUACAAUGGAGGGACACUGUAUUGCUUGCCACAGAAGUCAGCUCAGCAAACCAUGGGGCAUUGCAGCCAUGCCCUCAGGUCAGUUUGUUGUAACGGAUGUGGAAGGAGGGAAGCUGUGGUGUUUAACUGUAGACCGCAGCCUAGGAGUAGUCAAAUUUAACCGACUCUGUAGUGCUGUGCGUCCAAAGUUUGUUACUUGUGACCAAGAAGGAACAGUAUAUUUCACACAGGGACUAGGUCUGAACUUAGAAAACAGACAGUACGAGCAUCAUCUGGAGGGUGGCUUCUCCAUUGGCUCUGUAGGGUCUGAUGGCCAACUGGGUCGACAGAUCAGCCAUUUCUUCUCAGAGAAUGAGGACUUCCGUUGCAUUGCAGGCAUGUGUGUUGGGGCCCGAGGAGACUUGAUUGUUGCUGACAGUGGCCGUAAAGAAAUCCUUCAUUUCCCUAAAAGUGGUGGUUACAGUGUCUUAAUAAAGGAGGGAUUGAUCUGUCCUGUAGGAGUGUCUGUCACUCCAAAAGGACAACUGUUGGUGCUAGAUUGUUGGGAUCACUGUAUAAAAAUCUACAGUUACAAUAUACGUAGGUAUUCCACCCCUUAGAGAAACAUACAAUGACACUUAUGUCAGUGCUAGCAGGCAGAGAACAAUGUUAUCCAAAAUGUUGUAUUUUCUGUAAUGUUGACCUGUAAAUAAAAUGCACUUUAGAAGCAGCAUCCCAUGUAUACGCACAUACGUCCCUACAAAGUCAUGUUUUUUUUCAUAUACCAGAUGCACUCCCUAGCUGAAAAUCCGUGUCUUUUGUACGUAAACCUCCCACUCUAUAAAAAAAAAAUAACACAAAACUUGUCAAGCUCAGCAAUAUAGCAGAGAAAUGUGUCUGCCUCUAACAAACAAUCAGCCCAAAGUAUAGGUUUCUUUAAUAGACACAUCAAUUGAAAUGACAUUUCCGAGAUCUGUUCUGCCCGGGAAUUACAGACGGAACAUGAUUUGCAGUCAUGUCAUAAGGAGUGAGAUGGAAAGGCUUUAAGUCCUCAGUCAUGUCAUUUAUUUCGUACUACUUUCUCCUGUCUCAUUCCCGACACAGAAGGAUAGAAAAGGCAGGUGUGAUUAUAGUAGCUCAGCUUCUUCCGAUCCCGGCUGAUAGGAACAGAUUAGUGCAGAACAUCUCCUUAAUAUAUCCCCGCAGACUACAGCACCAAAGUGAGGCCGACUAUAGAGGCGUAGGAAAUUGAAGUUGUUUAGUGGGGGAGUGAGAUUAAUUUAAGUGUUUCAUUUGUUUUCAGAUCUAUCAGAAAUGGAUUUUUUUUUAAGUUGGACAUUGUUAAAAAUGCUUAGAGCUAAGGUUGCUCUCAGUAAAUAUACUGAAUAAAAUGAAGACUAGUCAAAGCGUUUACUAAAUUGAUUUUCCAUGAUUACAAAAUGUAGGUCUGAGUAGACCAUCUGCUGAAGAUAAAUGUUAUGGUGUGAAUUAGUUCAUUUAAUCUGAAUGGUGUAUAUUUAGAUUGCUUACUGAUUAGAAAAUAAAGCAAUGGAUUAUUUGAAGAUUGGUGUUUUAAAAAGCGUUAGACUCAUGUCAUGUCAAGGCUUGACAAAUCAGAGGAUCAUGGUUGUUAUGGUUACCUAAACCAUACAUUUGUUAUAAGGGAAUAAUGUAUUUAUGGUUUUGCUGUAAAUUAUUUCUAAAGCGCAGUACAAGGUGUAGCUACACAAAGGUCAUGUUAUUAGAUUUAGGGCUCGAUUCUCUAAAGCUCUUUAAACUGGUGUCUAAUCAGAAAUACUAGGACCCUCAGGGUUUUUUUUAAAGGCAUGUUUUAUGUUGGGAGCUGUGUAUUUCAUUAAGAGGAGAUCACUAAUAUGCUUUAUGUUAAGGAUAGACACUUACUUUACAAUAUGAUCCUCAGUAAAAUAAGCUGAUGAUUUCUCUCCAAGCCUCCUAUGUUGUUAUUUCCUGCUGCAGUUUAACCCAAAUUGAUGCUCCUCUAAUUCCCCCAACAAAAUUAACCCUUAUGGCUAACACAAAUUCCCCUCCCCCCCCAUGCUAUUAACCAAAAUGUGAUGUCUCCUUUGUUAAUCUGCCGUUACUCUUAACACAUCCAUGUGAGCACCCACCACAAACAGUAAUACAGACAUUUCCAAUAUGUGUGCCCCUUGUGAAUCUCCCCAUUAGAAACAACCUGCCAACAUCUAGGAUAGUAGCGGUGGUAAGAGAGCGGGCAAGCUAUAGGGGCAGAUAGCAUUAUCAGACAACACUGGUGCCCAUGUAAUAUAGGUAUCACCAUUAUAGCAACUGGGAUCAGAAACUCCCUGGGGGUUGGCCAUAGCAAUAGCGGAACCUCUGCUCAGAUAUAUUGGCUGUGGCUAGAUUGUUUGUUUGUUCUUUCCUAGAGUCUCUAUUUUAGUGAUUUGUUUGGGAUUUCUCUCUGAGUGGGAAAUGUGUUCGGUUAGCAUACAUUUUUAUUAAAGGGACAGUCUACUCCAGAAUUGUUUUUGUUUAAAAAGAAAGAUAAAUUCUUUAUUACCCAUUCCCCAGUUUUGCAUAACCAACACCAUUAUACUAAUGCACUUUUUACCUCUCUGAUUACCCUGUAUCUAAGCCUCUGCAGACUGUUCCUUAUCUCAGUUAUAUUAAUACAUUUUUUUACCUCUGUGAUUACCUUGUAUCUAAGCCUCUGCAGACUGCUCCUUAUCUCAGUUAUAUUUAUAUACUUUUUACCUCUCUGAUUACCUUGUAUCUAAGCCUCUGCAGACUGCUCCUUAUCUCAGUUAUAUUAAUAUACUUUUUACCUCUGUGAUUAACCUGUAUCUAAGCCUCUGCAGACUGUUCCUUAUCUCAGUUAUAUUAAUAUACUUUUUUACCUCUGUGAUUAACCUGUAUCUAAGCCUCUGCAGACUGCUCCUAAUCUCAGUUAUAUUAAUAUACUUUUUACCUCUGUGAUUACCCUGUAUCUAAGCCUCUGCAGACUGCUCCUUAUCUCAGUUAUAUUAAUAUACUUUUUACCUCUGUGAUUAACCUGUAUCUAAGCCUCUGCAGACUGCUCCUAAUCUCAGUUAUAUUAAUAUACUUUUUACCUCUGUGAUUACCUUGUAUCUAAGCCUCUUCAGACUGCCCCCUUAUUUCAGUUCUUUUGACAAACUUGUAUUUCAGUGCCCUCUCAUAAGUAACUCCAGAGGCGUGAGCACGUUAUCUAUAUUGCACACAUGAACUAGCAAUGUCUAGCUGUAAGAAACUGUCAAAAUGCACUGAGAUAAGAGGUGGCAUUCAAGGGCUAAGAAAUUAGCAUAUGAGCCUACCUAGGUUUAGCUUUCAACAAAAAAUACCAAGAGAACAAAGCAAAUUUAAUGAUAAAAGUAAAUUGGAAAGUUGUUUAAAAUGACAUGCCCUAUCUGAAUCAUGGAAGUUUAAUUCUGACUAGACUGUCCCUUUAAGUCUGAGGACAUUAGGGAGUUAUCUAAAGAGGUAUAGGGCAUUGGAGUAAAAAGCAAAAAAAAUGAUGAUGGUUCAGUGCGUGCAACUAAUAAAAUAUUAAUUCAAUU